CAGAAACGGCAGCACCAGAGAGCAUGGAGGAGCAAGACUCUAUCAUUCCUCUGGACCUCUACCCUCUCUCACUGACAACCUUCCUCUGGGAAUACCCUGUAAAGAGUGGAGUAGAGAAGAGAAGAGGAGGGAGAUAGAGGACAAGAGGAGUAAUCUCUCGAUCUACCCUUCAGGAGAGGAAGCACCAGUCCCUUACUCUAGUGGGACAAAUCACACACUAUUCUUUUUUUUGCCUGUCGGACCUGUGUAAGUCUUGGGCUAUCUUUAACCUGCGGUCACCUUCUCGACUGUGUGGACUUAUGUUGACCCUGGAGAGGACCAUGGGGCUGGGGUGGAGGUGGAAGGGUGCAGGAGGGUCCCCCAGUAUAAGGACAGGGGGCAGCACAUUCCUCUGGGUGACAGUACUACUGCUCUGUGGUACCUGGAGGGCUAACACACAGAUGGUAGAGGACACCAAGUCUGUGUACUUCUGGGAAACAGGGCCAUGGGGCAGAUGUAUGGGCAGUGACUGUGGCCCAGGUGGCAGCCAGAGUCGGGCUGUGUGGUGUGCCCACGUGGACGGCUGGACCACCCUCCACACCAACUGUGACCAGUCCCAGCGGCCUWCCAACCAGCAGAACUGCUUCCGUGUGUGCGACUGGCACAAGGACCUUUACGACUGGAAACUGGGUGCCUGGAACCAGUGUGUGUCCGUGUCAGCAAGGACCUUUGGGGGCAUGCGGCCAUACGUAUGCAAUGGGGGUGAGGAGGGCAUUCAGACUCGGGAGGUGGGCUGCAUACUAAGGUCAGACGAGUCUCCCGGAGACGACAACAUCUGUGAGUACUUUGAGCCCAAGCCUCGACUAGAGCAGGCCUGCCUCAUCCCCUGYCCUCAKGAYUGUGUAGUGUCUGARUUCACCCCCUGGACAUCCUGCUCAAAAACUUGUGGAACCGGCCUAAAGAACCGGGUGCGCAGUGUMCUGGUGCCUCCRCUCUUCGGGGGUUCMGCCUGCCCMAACCURACYGARUUCCAGASCUGUAAGCCAGGGYCUUGUAAGGGGCCUGAGGGGGUGUACAGCCUCAGGGUGGGGCCCUGGAUGCCCUGUUCUCUCCCCAUUUCCCGSCCGGUGCGGCAGGCCAAGCRUAGGAAGGGUAAAGGGGGGGCCAGGGAGAGGCCUGGGGUCAAAGACCCUGAUACUAGGGAGCUGAUCCAGAAGAAACGGACCAGGAACCGGCUCAACAGGCAGGAGAGCCCCUUCUGGGACAUCCAGGUGGGAUACCAGAGUCGCACGGUGUCCUGUGCACACAGGAACGGGAGCACGGUGGGACUCAGUCGGUGUCUGCCGAGGGACCUCCCUCUGACGGUCCAGUCCUGCAUCCUCGCUAAGGACUGUAAGCUGAGCGAGUGGGCAGACUGGGGCCCCUGCUCCAAGGCCUGUCUAGACCCAGACCCUGAGUCCUCCAGGGGUCAACGCUCCAGGACCAGACGAGUGCACCAGUUCUCCGUGGGGGAGGGGGAGGACUGCCCRCCGCUGGAGGAGACGGAGCCAUGUGACCCCCAGGGGGAUGGAGUACUGCCCUGCGCCACUUACACCUGGAGGACUACAGAGUGGAGCGACUGUAGGGUGGAUUCAUUGCUAAGCCAACAGGACCGUCGGCGUAGCAACCAGACUGGCCUGUGUGGGGGAGGCCUCCAGAAUCGAGAGGUGUACUGUGUCCAGGCCAACGCCGAACUACUGACCUACCUCAACAACCUCAAAGACAAAGAUGCAUCCCGUCCUGUGGACAGCAAGCUGUGUGGGGGUCCCAUCCCCAACACGUCCCAGCUGUGUCACAUCCCCUGUCCCAUCGAGUGUGAAGUGUCUCCAUGGGGGGCCUGGGGACCCUGCACCUAUGAGAACUGUGAUGUCCAAGAAGGGAAGAAAGGUUUUAAACUGAGGAAACGGGAGAUCAGCAAUGAGCCAACAGGAGGACCAGGGAACUGCCCUCACCUGGUGGAGGCUGUCCCAUGUGACGAACCCAGCUGCUGGGACUGGCGCCUGGUCAGACUGGAUGAGUGUAUCCCCGACGGGGAGCUGCCGUGUGGCUCCGGGACACAGACACCUCAGGUCCAGUGUGUCAACAGCACCGAUUAA
Salvelinus sp. IW2-2015 is the source of this 2114-nucleotide messenger RNA. RefSeq names its product thrombospondin type-1 domain-containing protein 7A-like. Gene Ontology annotation, cellular component: extracellular matrix. The coding region runs from base 300 to 2114 and encodes 604 amino acids. The transcript is spliced from 7 exons. The record is from RefSeq and is a predicted model, not a curated record. Gene Ontology annotation, biological process: cell adhesion. Lineage: Eukaryota; Metazoa; Chordata; Actinopteri; Salmoniformes; Salmonidae.